Messenger RNA from Cornus florida, 1633 nucleotides. RefSeq names its product 1-aminocyclopropane-1-carboxylate oxidase homolog 11-like. NCBI's taxonomy places the organism in Eukaryota, Viridiplantae, Streptophyta, Magnoliopsida, Cornales, Cornaceae. The transcript has 3 exons. The record is from RefSeq and is a predicted model, not a curated record. Bases 1 to 1101 code for a protein of 366 amino acids.
AUGGAAGUCUCAACCACUAAAAACUCUAUUGAUGGAGAUUACAAUAGGGCAAAAGCAGUGAAUGAAUUCGACAGAACAAAAGCUGGAGUUAAAGGACUUGCGGAUGCUGGAAUUACCAGCAUCCCCAGGAUCUUCAUCAACCCUCCAGAGAAGCUUCAAAAAUCAUCAAACACUACACGCCAAAUCCCCAUUGUAGACCUCAAAGGCUUUGAAAAUGGUGGCCAACGUCGGCAUGAGAUUGUCAAUGAAAUCCGCGAAGCAUCAGAAACAUGGGGGUUCUUUCAACUUGUCAACCAUGGAGUACCAGAUAGUGUAAUGGAUGGGAUGAUAGAAGGUAUUCGACGAUUCCAUGAGCAACCUGCAGAGACAAAGAUGGAGUUUUAUAGCCGUGAUCGAACACAAAGUGUGAGAUAUUACAGCAACGAAUUUCUCCAUUCAAGUAAAGCUGCUGCAAAUUGGGCGGAUUCAUUAUCUUUUGUUUUCAAAGAUGAUAUGGUGAACCGGGAUGUGUUACCUUCAGUCGCCAGGAGAGAAGUGGAAGAGUACGUGAAAUGCAUAAUCAUACUGAAGGAGCAACUAAGUGAACUACUAUCGGAAGCUCUAGGACUGAGCAGCGACUAUUUGGGAAGCACAGAGUGCAUGAAGAGUGCAGCAUUUUUGUGCCACUAUUACCCAAUUUGCCCACAGCCUGAACUGACUCUAGGCUUGAGCCAACAUACAGACCUGCCUUUUCUAACUAUUCUCCUUAAAGAUAGCAUUAGGGGCCUUCAAAUUCGCCUUCAAGAUCAAUGGGUUGAUGUGCACCCUGUCCCAGGAGCUCUUAUAGCAAACAUCGGAGAUUUUAUGCAGCUUAUCACCAACGAUAAGUUCAAAAGUGUGGAGCACAGAGUACUGGCUCGAUCAGUUGGACCAAGGGUAUCAACUGCAUGUUUCUUCUCUCCCAGCACUAGGAAUGUAUCUAAGCCGUGUGGACCUAUAAAGGAACUUCUAUCUGAGAUCAAUCCACCUAUAUACAAGGAAGUUCUUAUCACAGAUUUAGCCGCCGCGAGGUCUGAACUGAAUGGUACUCGUUCCUCAGUUCUUCCUCUAUUCAAGCUAUGAUGAGCAAUUGCUAGUAACAGAAAGACUGAACAAUAAUUGGAUUUUUGCUCAAAUUUAAUGUUGAAAAAUGAUCCGAAAACGUAGUAGAUUUGUAAUCACUUUUCUAGUAACAGAGUGCCUAUCAGUUCUAUAAAAACUAUGAUUACUAAUUCUAGAGAGCUUGUUUUUAUGGCCGUUGUUAAGGACUUCGGUUGUCAAGCACUCCAUUCUUUCUCUUUCCAAGUGAAAUUUCAGAAGAGUUGGUAUAUUACACAAUGUUUGGUUAUUAUAAUUUUGAUACCAAAAUUGCCCUUAGGGUUCUUACUUGCCAAAUGCAAAUUCCCUUUAAUUUCUUUUUCACGUUCCGCCCACCUUCCUCUGCGAAUCUCUCCUCAUAAAAAUGGAAGCCGACAAUAGCACCAACACUAGAAGGAAAAAAAAAAAAAGCCUCCCCAAGUCCUACACGAAUAAACUACCAUAACAAAAUUGAAGCAACACAAUAGAACCAAUACCAAUAUAUAUAUAUAUAUAUAUAUAUAUAUAUAUAUAUAAA